Molecule: messenger RNA, 729 nt
Organism: Williopsis jadinii
Lineage: Eukaryota; Fungi; Ascomycota; Saccharomycetes; Phaffomycetales; Wickerhamomycetaceae
Exons: 1
Coding region: 321-518 (65 amino acids)
Source: RefSeq, a predicted model, not a curated record
AAUUACCCUCCAAGUUGCACAUACAAAUAUAACUACCGUUACUACUUCAUUAGCUUUCACACAGGGAAUCUCUCAAUGAGUAAUGUACGAUUCUGUAGCGAGGUCGAAAAUUCGUGCUGAAAUCUCCAUUCACGGAGUAGUGAAUAAUGGAAUCAAGUUGUUAUACUCUGGAUCAACACGUCAAUUCGAUAGUCAAUGCUAUCACCAGGAGCACUACGUUGUCACUGCACGUGUACAACCCUCUUGACACCACCAUGGCACACGACAGUCGCUUGAUGUAAACACCAUAAUAUCGCAGUUGUCAAAUCUGCAAAAAAAGAAUGCGCGAGCCCGGAGUCGAACCGGGGGCUCCAAGAUGGCAACUUGGAAUUUUACCGCUAAACCACUCGCGCUUCUUGUUGAUUUGUGAAAGUUCUACGUCUUUAUACUGUCAGAUACGACAAAGAGUAGAACUUAUUGUAGUUUCUGCUGUUGUGACGACUGUACACUGGUUUGUUGACUCUAAGGCCGCUGUCUGAGCCCUGGGGCUGAGGUUUAUACUGAGCUUGCGUUCUGUUACGGUGAACUUGAUCUUCGGAUGAAAACUAAUCUCAUUAACUUCCUUAUGAGAGAGCCUUCUCCUGUUAACAGCACUGCCUGUCUUUUUACUCUUUCUUCCAAAUCGGCAUUCUCAACUAGAAUGUCUAAGAAUUGCCUACGCGUCGUCUUGAUCAGUCCUGAACCCAUGCG